AUGGCCAAGAUCAAGUCGGUUAGGUAUUACCGCGUGAAGCCUCGCUGGCUGAUGGUGAAGAUCACCGACGAGAAUGGCGAGUAUGGUUGGGGUGAGGCGACGCUCGAAGGUCACGACUUGGCGGUGGAGGGCACUCUCGAGGAGAUGAUCCCUAGGAUAGUUGGUCUGGAAGCAAACAACAUUGAGCACAUCUGGCAACUAUUCUGGAGGCAUGGCUUUUACCGUGGCGGCCCCGUUUUCAUGUCCGCCAUGUCUGGAAUCGACAUCGCAUUGUGGGACUUGAAGGGGCGUAAUCUCAAGGUUCCCAUCUACGAAUUGUUGGGCGGCCAGGUCCGCAAUAAGGUCCAGGUUUACUGCUGGAUUGGUGGUGACAGACCCUCAGACGUGGAAGCAGCAGCUAAGAAGCGCAUUGAGCAAGGUCUCACAUGCGUCAAGAUGAACGCAACGGAGGACCUCAACUGGGUCGACUCGCCCAAGGUGCUCAAUGCCACCGUGGAGCGUCUUAGACAGGUCAAGGCCCUUGGUCUGGAUGCUGGAUUGGACUUCCACGGCCGCUUGCACAAGGCGAUGGCAAAGCAGUUGGCGAGAGCUUUGGAGCCCCUCCAACCUCUGUUCAUCGAGGAGCCGUUGCUAUGCGAGCAUCCCGAAGCCAUCAAGCAACUCGCCAACAACACCACCAUCCCCAUUGCCUUUGGCGAGCGUUUGUAUACUCGCUGGGAUAUCAAGCGCUUCCUCGAGGACGCCAGCGUCGACAUCCUCCAGCCCGACAUUGCGCACGCCGGAGGCAUUUCGGAAACCAAGAAGAUCGCGACCAUGGCCGAAGCUUACGACGUCGCCAUCGCGCCCCACUGCCCUCUCGGCCCCGUAGCGUUCGCCGCCAGCGUUCAAGUCGCGUUGUCGUCUCCGAACUUUUCGAUCCUUGAGAUGUCGCUCGGAAUGCACUACAACACCGAGGCUGGCGACAUUGACUUGCUGACCUACUUGAAGAACCCUUCAGUGUUCGACAUUGAGGGGGGAUACGUGAAGGCACCGACCGGCUACGGCCUUGGUGUUGACAUUGAUGAGGAGAUGGUGGAGAAGAUCUCCAAGGAGACUGAGCCGUGGCAGUGCAAGGUGUUCCACGGUCCCGACGGAAGCAUUCGCGAGUGGUAA
Molecule: messenger RNA, 1152 nt
Organism: Colletotrichum karsti
Lineage: Eukaryota; Fungi; Ascomycota; Sordariomycetes; Glomerellales; Glomerellaceae
Product: mandelate racemase muconate lactonizing enzyme family protein
Exons: 4
Coding region: 1-1152 (383 amino acids)
Biological process (GO): amino acid catabolic process; D-galactonate catabolic process
Molecular function (GO): galactonate dehydratase activity
Source: RefSeq, a predicted model, not a curated record